Molecule: messenger RNA, 931 nt
Organism: Thamnophis sirtalis
Lineage: Eukaryota; Metazoa; Chordata; Lepidosauria; Squamata; Natricidae
Source: RefSeq, a predicted model, not a curated record
UGCGUCAAGAAGUUCAGUCGGGCCCCGUUGCCCUAGCAACGGCUUUCGAGCGGCCGUUGUUCUCCUUGCUCCAUGUCGUUGCCGGAGCCGGUGAGAAGGCGGCUGAGUUCCUUCAGCCGAACUGUUUUUACGGACAACAACCGCACGGUACCCGAAAGCAGAGGCGACGCCAACCACAUUGAUAAUGAAAUCGUCUCCAGUUUGCCAUUACAGAUGUCCCUGUAUUUUAACUUCUGGUUCUUCCCUUUUUGGUGGGCAAGCAGUGUUGCCAUGUUGCAGCUGAAGUACUCAGUCUUACCAGAUUACUACAAAUUCAUCCUUGUGACAAGUAUUAUAUUAACAUCUUUAAUUGAGGUUAUACGUCUGUACCUUGGAUACAUGGGAAAUUUGCAGGAGAAGGUAGGUGUCCUUCACAUACCUAAGAUCCACCUUUCUAAACAAAUGGAUACAGUUCUUUGAAAAAGACAAAACAUUGGAAAAUUUAUAGUUUGAAUUCAGGACCGUCUUUGAGUCUUAAUUUGUUCUUAAUUUAGUCAGGUGCAGAGUCAUGGGCAGUUAUGUGCAUUCCCAGGGCAGCAAAUGUUAGAUCUUUGCUCUGUGUACUACAUUGGUUGCCAGUUUGCUUUUGGGUCCAAAUUGAAGAUGUGGUUUUAACCUUUAAACCCUUCAUGGCAGGGGCCUGGGUUACCGAAGGGACCAUCUCUCCCCAAUUACAUCAGCCUACCCCAUUAGAUCUCACACAAAAGAUAUGCUGCGGGUACCAUAGAAUAGUGACCUACAUCUUGUGGGUCACAGGAGACAUGUCUUCUCUUAUGGAACAUCCUUCCUCCUGAAAUUAGAUUGGCCCAAUCCCUUUUGAUUUUCUGUAAGAACCUCUAGACCUGCAAAGCCUGGAGCUACAAGGGAAAUGGAGAUUUGUCCCAGUGGCUCA